AGGACCCUGCAGGGCCGGGAGGGAGCAGCAGGAGGUGGGGAGAGAGGAGCGCUGCUCGGGACGGGGGCCCCAUUUUUUGCUGCAAAGACGCAGCGGGAGAGCGCUUUUUCCUCCCCCCCCCCUUACAACUUUCCAGAAGUUUCUCUGGCGGGGUUAUAUAGCCCCCUCCUCCGGGCCGCCGCGUCGCAGAAAGCGCAAAGAGAAGCCCGGCUUUCUUUCCGCCGCCCGAGCGCCAUCUCCGAGAAUGAAAAAGCCAAACGUUGACCACACUAAGAGAAAGUUCCAAGCGUGCAGGACUUUGCAAACCUCCUUCAUAUUCCUCCUUUUAUCUAACCUGAUGGCCCUAAAUACUUGCAGGGAUGGUGAACCAGUGGCCUUUUAGAUAUGGUUGGACUACAACUCCCAUCAUCCCUGGCCAUUCAACAUGCCUGAUGGGAACUGGAGUUCAGCUCGAUUCCUUGGCAGGGACGUGUCCUCGUUUUGCACCUCUUACUAUUUACUGGCCAAAGGCUCAGCUGGUUCCCAGCAUCCAUGGCAGCCACCAUGUGGAUGAUCCGACUCCUUGUGCUCUGCGCCUUGGUCCUUGCCGUUCCCCCGGAGGACAAGAAGAAGAGCGAGAAGAAGGCUUCUUCCGGAGACAAGAAGCUGAGUGACAAGGCAGCCACCUUGGCCGACCGCAGCGCCACCCUGGCCUUCAACCUCUACCACGCCAUGGCCAAGGAGAAGAACAUGGAGAACAUCUUGGUGUCUCCAGUGGUGGUGGCAUCCUCUCUCGGGCUGGUGUCCCUGGGCGGCAAGGCCACCACGGCCUCGCAGGCCAAGGCGCUGCUCAGCGCCGACAAGCUGAACGACGACUACGUCCACAGUGGCCUCUCAGAGCUCCUGAGCGAGGUCAGCAACUCCACGGCCCGCAACGUCACCUGGAAGAUGGGCAGCCGCUUAUACGGCCCCAGCUCCAUCAGCUUCACCGACGACUUCGUCAAGAGCAGCAAGAAGCACUACAACUACGAGCACUCCAAGAUCAACUUCCGGGACAAGCGCAGCGCCCUCAAGUCCAUCAACGAGUGGGCCUCCCAGACCACCGACGGCAAGCUGCCCGAGGUUACCAAGGAUGUGGAGAAGACGGACGGAGCCCUCAUCGUCAACGCCAUGUUCUUCAAACCUCACUGGGACGAAAGGUUCCAUCACAAGAUGGUUGACAAUCGUGGCUUUAUGGUGACGCGUUCCUACACGGUUGGCAUUCCCAUGAUGCACCGCACCGGGCUGUACAACUAUUUCAAUGACGAGGCAGAGAACCUCCAGAUGGUGGAGAUGCCUCUGGCGCACAAGCUGUCCAGCAUGAUCUUCAUCAUGCCCAACCAUGUGGAGCCGCUGGAGAGGCUGGAGAAGCUUCUGACCCGGGAACAGCUGAAGGUCUGGCAGGGGAAGAUGAAGCAGCGAGCCGUCGCCAUCUCCCUGCCCAAGGUCAGCCUGGAAGUCAGCCACGAUCUGCAUGUGAGUACCACCAUCGCGUUGCAUCUCACUUUUCAUUUGUAUCCUCUAGCGUUCCCAAAGCAAAGGAAGGAUUAGACUCUGAUUAAUAGA
Podarcis muralis (Common wall lizard) is the source of this 1584-nucleotide messenger RNA. Lineage: Eukaryota; Metazoa; Chordata; Lepidosauria; Squamata; Lacertidae. The record is from RefSeq and is a predicted model, not a curated record.